Eremothecium gossypii ATCC 10895 is the source of this 1911-nucleotide messenger RNA. It is a transcript of the gene SSQ1, whose product is annotated as Hsp70 family ATPase SSQ1. Lineage: Eukaryota; Fungi; Ascomycota; Saccharomycetes; Saccharomycetales; Saccharomycetaceae. Gene Ontology annotation, biological process: cellular response to unfolded protein; protein refolding. Gene Ontology annotation, cellular component: cytoplasm; mitochondrion. Gene Ontology annotation, molecular function: heat shock protein binding; ATP binding; ATP-dependent protein folding chaperone. The record is from RefSeq and is marked provisional. The transcript has a single exon. Bases 1 to 1911 code for a protein of 636 amino acids.
AUGUUGAGGCGGUUAAGGCACACUGUAGGCAUCAGAUAUGCCAGCAGCAAGGUACUUGGCAUUGAUCUCGGGACGACUAAUAGCGCAGUUGCAUAUAUAAGGGAUUCGAAUGACAUAUCGUCGGCCACCAUCAUCGAAAAUGAUCAGGGACAGCGCACAACGCCGUCGGUAGUUGCUUACGACAAGUAUGGCAAUACUCUAGUGGGAGUCGCCGCCAAGCGGCAAUCCCACCUCAACACACACAACACGUUUUUUGCCACCAAGCGUCUCAUCGGGAGGCAAUACACCGACGCAGAUGUGCAACAGGACCUGAAGAACCUACCAUACCGUAUAGUGGAAAGCGACAGCGGCGGGCUCGCUUAUUUGGAAACCACUUUUGGGCAGAAGAAGUCCCCUAGCCAAGUCGCGUCUGCGAUUCUCAACUACCUGAAGAGGGCGGCCGAAGACUAUCUUGGCGAAAAGCUCGAUAAGACCGUUAUCACCGUUCCUGCAUACUUCAGCGAUGCGCAGCGGCAGGCGACGAAGGAUGCAGGUAGCAUGGCCGGGAUGCAGGUCCUACGUGUGGUAAACGAGCCGACGGCUGCCGCGCUGAGCUUUGGGCUAAAUACUAAGAGCGACGGCGUCGUUGCUGUCUAUGACCUCGGCGGCGGAACCUUCGAUAUCUCUAUACUGGAUAUCGAGGAUGGCGUCUUCGAAGUGAGAGCGACGAAUGGUGACACCCACCUUGGCGGUGAGGACUUUGACAACAUUGUCGUGGACCAUCUACUGGCACAAUUUGCGAAACAGCACGAUGACGUAUCGCUGGCCGCAUUGAAGACAGACCAAGAAGUUGUUCAGCGGGUCCGCGAAGCGGCAGAAAAGGCAAAGAUCGCACUGUCGCAUGUUAAGGAGACUGAAAUCAACAUUCCGUUCCUAUACGAGGGCAAGCAUCUGGUAUCCAUCAUGCGCGAAGAAGAGUUGGACGCAAUGACAUUACACCUCAUCGAAAGGACCAUUGGUCCCGUGAAGAAGGCGCUCAGGGAUGCAGACAUGGAACCCACAGAUAUUGAUGAGGUGAUCCUGGUCGGAGGUAUGACGCGUAUGCCGAAGAUCAGACACAUUGUCGGCGAACUCUUCAAAAAGAAGCCAACCACCAGUGUAAAUCCAGAUGAAACGGUAGCGCUCGGAGCGGCUAUACAGGGCGGGAUAUUAAGCGGUGAGAUCAAGAAUGUGUUGCUUCUCGAUGUGACCCCCCUCACCCUGGGCAUAGAGACCUAUGGCGGUGUUUUCUCCCCGUUGAUACCGAGGAAUACCAUUGUUCCCGUUAAAAAGACAGAGGUAUUCAGCACAGGGAUCGACGGUCAGACGAGCGUCGACAUACGCGUGUUCCAAGGCGAACGUGGGCUUGUAAAUGACAAUAUAUUGAUUGGUGAAUUUAAACUAGCAGGUAUCCCUCCGAAGCCUAAGGGUGUACCGCAGAUACAUGUCACGUUCGACAUUGAUGCCGACGGCAUCAUCAACGUAUCCGCCUCCGAGGUAACUAGCAACACAUCCCAGACCAUAACGGUCAUCCCCAAAUCGGGCUUGACCGAUGACGAAAUCCAGCAGAUGAUUAGCGACGCGAACGCCAACAGCGACCGCGAUCAGCUGUUGCGCCAGCGCAUCGAGAUGAUCAGCAGAGUCGAGCCCGGUAUCGAAGACAUCGCUCAGUCCUUCCAAACAUACAAAGAGCGCGUGAAAGAAGAUGCAGACUAUGAGCGUGUCCUCCAGGCGCUGACAGACCUGCAGGCGCGGAUCCAAGGCUUCCGCGCCAAAAACACCGACCUCAGCAUUGACGUGAACGCGAUCGUGAAAGACGCGGAACAGCUCCGAGCUUCCGCCGUUGAACUCCUCGUGCGCUCCAACAAGGCACACGCCACCAAAACCUCGUAG